This is a messenger RNA of Amphiprion ocellaris (clown anemonefish), 5445 nucleotides long. It is a transcript of the gene kcnj12b, whose product is annotated as potassium inwardly rectifying channel subfamily J member 12b. The transcript has 2 exons. Gene Ontology annotation, molecular function: inward rectifier potassium channel activity. Gene Ontology annotation, biological process: regulation of monoatomic ion transmembrane transport; potassium ion import across plasma membrane. NCBI's taxonomy places the organism in Eukaryota, Metazoa, Chordata, Actinopteri, Pomacentridae. Gene Ontology annotation, cellular component: plasma membrane. Bases 719 to 1999 code for a protein of 426 amino acids. The record is from RefSeq and is a predicted model, not a curated record.
AAAGGGAGGGGGAGGACUAGAGCUGAGCAGUGAGCAAUAGUUCACUAGAUGUGGGAUACAGAGUGGGAUCUGCAGCAGAACAAGAUCAGAUAGCAGUUAUACUAAGAAAGUGUGAGACACGUGGAAGAGGAGAGACUGUCGACUUCCCAUGACUCUAAAAUAAGCUGUGAGGAAUUGAUUUUUUGAUUGGCUUGGACCCAACAGGCCACGUGAGCCCUAUAUUCAUUUAAUUUGGGAUAGCGGUGAUCAAGUUGUUGCGCUAUUCUGAGGGUCAGAAUUAUGACUUCAGAUCUUCACUGAAGUCAUUUUGUAAUUUCUGAUCUAUUUCUGAUGAACUGGAUAUCAGUCGAGCGCCAACUCUGGAAUACUUGAGUGACUGUAAUGCUCUGCUCAUUUAGCAGAGAAAGAGAUGCAUUAAAAUCUGGACUCAGAGACAUGAAGAUACUCUGUGGCCAUUUACUUUUCUGCUUCAAGAGAAUAGCGGGGUUCUACUUUUAACAGAAGAAUAGAGGUGAAGGAAGCCUGAGGAGAAACAUGCAGCAGUUUGGCUAAGAAACUGGGAGAAAAGGAAAGUUGGAAAUCAACUUUUAUUGGAGACAUUUGCACUCAAGAAUCUACAAUCUGUGCUGGAUACAGUUUAGCACUUGGUGUGAACCUGGUCAGUUUUGUAUGAGCCGGGCUGAUCGUGUGAAGCCCUGUGGCUGCGUCCCACUGAGGCAUGAGUGUGGGAAGAGCCCACCACCACACUUUCUUGUCCUGUGAAGAAGAAGGCCUUCGACUCAGCAUCAUGCCGGCUGUAGGCAGCUUUGGAAAUGGCAAGAUCCACACAAGACGUAAAUACCACAGCCGCUUCGUCAGCAAGACCGGCCAGUGCAACAUCCACUUUUCAAACAUGGAUGAGAAGUCGCAGCGGUACAUUUCUGAUAUUUUCACAACUUGCGUGGACAUCCGCUGGCGAUACAUGUUCCUGCUGUUCAGCCUGGCAUUUGUGGUGUCCUGGCUGACGUUUGGCUUGGCCUACUGGGUCAUCGGCCUUCUGCAUGGCGACAUGGACCAUCCUGCAGGAGAUGACAGUUUUGUUCCUUGUGUCACGCAGGUCAACACCUUUGUGGCAGCUUUCCUGUUCUCCAUCGAGACCCAGACAACCAUCGGGUAUGGAGCUCGCUGUGUCACGGAGGAAUGCCCAGCAGCUGUCUUCAUGGUGGUCUUUCAGUCCAUCAUGGGCUGCAUCAUCGACGCCUUUAUGAUUGGCGCCAUCAUGGCCAAGAUGGCGAGACCCAAAAAGCGAGCAGAGACGCUGCUGUUUAGCCACAACGCAGUGAUUGCUCUGCGUGACGGGAAGCUGUGCCUCAUGUUCAGGGUUGCUAAUCUGAGGAAAAGCCACAUUGUGGAGGCUCAUGUGCGAGCUCAGCUGGUGAAACCUCGCUACACAGAGGAAGGCGAGUACAUCCCCCUGGAUCAGAUUGACAUGAAUGUGGGCUACGACAAAGGCACUGAUCGCCUGUUUCUGGUUGCACCCCUCACUGUCAUACACGAGAUCGAUGAAGAAAGUCCACUUUUUGGCAUCAGCAAGCAAGAUCUAGAAACAUCCGACUUUGAGAUAGUAAUAAUACUUGAAGGACUAGUGGAGGCCACAGCCAUGACGACACAAGCUCGCAGCUCUUACUUGGCUUCUGAGGUCUUGUGGGGUCACCGUUUUGAGCCCGUCAUCUUCGAGGAGAAGAGCCAAUACAGGAUAGAUUACGCCUACUUUCACAAGACAUUCGAAGUCCCGUCCACCCCAAGAUGCAGCGCAAAGGACAUGGAGGAGAGAAAAUUCCCAACAUCUGGCGCCAACUCCUUCUGCUACGAGAACGAGCUGGCCUUCAUCAGCAGGGACGAGGAGGAUGAGGGAGACGUGGAGAAAGAGCAGGACAGGAAGAGCUCGUCUGAGUUAGGGAAUAAGCUGACUGCUCCUGGACAUGAUCAGACACCCUCCCGUAGAGAAUCAGCCAUUUAACCUGUUUAGUUGUGUUUGGAUCCAUAGUAGUGUCGUGUGGAGAGUCCUGUGACUGUCACUGACAUGAGGACACCACUGAAGAGAUUUACUGCUGAACACCAGCAGAACUGAUCUCCAGCAUACAAGCAAGAGUGAAACUCAUUGUAUUUUUCAUGGAAGGAACUCUCCUGAGAUGGUUAUUGAGCUUUAUCAAAUGCAAACAGAACUGUCAUGUUUAUCAUAGAAAUAAAGUGCAUGACAAUAGCAUAGUUUUGUAUAAACAUUUUGAGAAUUGUUUGAUGACUGUAGAUGCUGUUCCUCAAAUAUAUGAUUUACAAACUAUGUGUGCAGUGAAACUGAUGGAAACCUGAAGACUAUUUCUCCAUCUGGUAGAAACCGGUGUAGAUCAAAAGUGGAUUUUCAUCUUAAUGAUAUAACUUAUGUGAACAUCAGGACUCUAAAUAUUCUACAUUAUACAGCGUCAGUGGAUGACUUGGUUAGUUUGCACACAACUUAUUUACUUACAUACAGUUUGACCUGCACAUUGCUAUGGGAAACACCUGACAAAGUACAGGGAAAGACACACCUGAUGGUACAUCAUAUGGAUGUUUUGCAUAGUACAAGAUCAAAGUAUUCUCCUUAACCUUUUCAUUUUGCCCAGUGAUGUGAAGUAUUUUUUUCUUUUCAGUUUACCAGUAACUUUGAGAGAAUCCGAAUCAAAUGACUGGUUUGUUCGCUUUCCACAUACAAAGUGCAGUUUAUUCUGUUGCUGGAGGAAGACUUGUCAUCUGGAACUACAGCUCCUGGGUUUCAGAUGGUGGUACAUAAUAGGAGGGUUACUAUUUCUAGUUUUGCGUUGGUUGAAAAGUCAGUGUCCCGUUGAUUUUGUAAGGACUGAAGCUGACUCAUUCCAAAACAAGAAAGGUGUCCGAACAUCAUACUACGUGCUUAGUGACUGACAAAGACAACAGGUCCAAGCCAAAAAUCUUGCAGAUCCAUGUGGAAAACUUGGAACUAAAGAAACUGCAUCUAUCGGUGAAGCUUUACUUACAAUCUAAAAGGAAGAUUUCCAAUCAUUACUGUAGUUUUCUCUUUAACACUGCAAGAAACAGAACUAAAUACACAACCUUAAGUCAUAUUUUCUGGGGUUGUUGGAGAGAAUCUAACCAAAAUCUAAUGAACUGAAGAUCAGAGCUGCUAAUAUUAGCCCACAUUGCAAUAUAGUACCAUCCACUCAAAAUCAUGUAAUUUAAAAUGCUGCUGACCUUGGAACUACCUGAAGUAGGAUUGUCACAGUCAUGAAAUCUUAUCUAGCCAUUAAUUGUCACAAAAAAUGUUAUUUACAAUUAAAUUGUCUUGUUCUGUUCAUUUUGUGCCUUUAUUAGUCUGAGGUGAGUGAUAUUAGCAUCUUUUAAACUACCUUUUUGCUACAAAUCUGACAAAUCCUCUAAGUUGUUGGGCUCUCCUUUCUCGUUUUUCCUUGUCCUUAUAACUAUUUCAAUGGCAUUAAAGCCCAAAAAGGCCAAAAUAAUUUUCAUUAUAUUUGCUUUUAAUUGGUCUAAGAGACAACUCGACUCCUGUACGUCCUCUAACUGAAAUGCAGUUGGUCAAAUAUUACAAAUUAAGCACCUUAAGAUGAAUAUUUGGUGUCAUUUAACCACAGCAGAAGAAAGGGACACAAGCUGUGGAAAACAAAAAGGAAAUUGUGACUGAAACAUGACAUUUCUGUUAGUUUUAUCCAACUGUUUUCCUACAGGUGAAUGAAAACAAGUAUAACAAUUAUGCAAAAUGAACACAAUCUUGCUUGUUUUGCUAAUAUCUGCUGCUUUAAUUUGGUGCAUUACAGUCUUCAGAUAGAAUGAAUAGAACAGGAAUACUUUUUUGAUACCUAGGUAGAAAUUCUGUUGCUACAGUCGCAAGCAGAAAGGAUAAAGUGACUACCACAAGAAAGGAAAAAUAUUAAAUAUCAUGAAAAUGAAAGUAAUAGAAAAAUAUAAUAAAAUACAAAAUGCACAAUAAAGUGUAAAAUAUACUAUGAAUAAAAAAAUACACUAAACUGAAAAACGCACCAUAAAAUGUCAAAUACCACCAGUAAAAGUAUACAGUGAAUAUAGAAAUUAAACUGAAGCAACAAUGCAGAUUAACACGUGGACAAAUCUGCUGAUUAGAUCCACUGAAUCUGCUGUAAUUAGACAAUCCAACGUAGGCUGAGCAAAAUAAAUUUCCUCUAAGGUGCAAUAAAAUGUGUGUUCCCAAAGAAAAAUAUAGUUUAAAUUGCACAUCCUUAUAAAUCCACUAUCAAAAUCAAAGAACUAGCACCUCAAGUUCAACCCUUUCUGUGACUUCCAGAUAUAAAAACACCGUGAGGACAGGAGACUCCAACUGCAACAUCCCACAUAGUGUAAUCAAAGACUUGACACAUAAUUUCUGGAGAGGCCCCACAGGCAGAAGAAAUUUCUAAUUAAAGACAUCUGAAAGGAAACCUUGUCACAUGGCAACCCAGGAGAGACAGAGUGGAGUAGCAUCGCGUCACAUUUGCUCUGUAUCGAGUUAAAAGGCCGAAUCCAUAAAAUAUUGACCAAAAGGGAAACCCUGACAAGACAGCACUGCCUGAGGAGACACUGGACAUGUCUUAGAGGGAUUUAAAGGUAAUAUGAGGCCACUUUAGUAGUGAUUCUUGAACGUUUUAGGUGUUUAUUGGCAAUAUUUUGUAAUCUUUUAGGCAAAAUUUGAUAUUUUUGUGACAAUAAGAUUGGAAAUUUUCUAGAUCGGAUCAGGUUUUAUCCCAUGAUUUAACAGGAAAACAUGCAGAAGAUGAGGAAACAUGAGUUGAAAAAACGUGGGAAAUAUCUCAUUAUUAAAUGUCAGUUCGGAGAUCAAUGUAAAGAAAUCAUACCUUUAAAAAACUGUUGCAUUUGGUUAGUUAUUGAAGUAAAUUCAUGUAUUUAAUUCAGAAAAACUGUUUCAGCAGAAAACCCUGAAUGUCCUCACGUAAAUCUGACCUGUUCAUGAUAAAUUCUGUUUGGCAGAAUCACCAACAUCCAAAUAAAUGCACUUUAUUGACAAAAUGUGGUUCUAGUGCCAAUUUAUGUUGCUUGUCUAUAUUCUUGUGGCAUCAUUGUUAUCUUUCACUGCUGUUUUUUUGUUCUUCUAAUGUUAAUAGAUGAAGAUACCAGGUCAGACUGUGUAACACUGAUCCCAGGUGAGAUGAAUCCGUUUCUCCCUCCGCAUUUAUCAACCUAAGAGUUUCCAUGUGGGUUAACUUAUACACCUGACUGCCAUUUCAGCAGAUUUCAGCACAUUUGUAUUUAUAUAUUGCUGACUCGUGCAAAAAACAUGGGAAUGGGCUCGCUCUGGAAAACAAAUGGUGGUUUCUCUGCCGUUUGCACAAAGAGCAGGGUCAAGGAUGAACCAUUUCUGCAUCUGUCAGGCUGAUAUUGUAAAUAAAUGAUUUUUUUCUCCUUUUC